UCUCUCCCCCAUAGAGCGCAGCAUGAGCGCUCCGCGGCAAAAAGGAUGUGUGAGCAGGCAGCGCGCUACUGUCGGGACGGAGUCCACAAACUGCUCAACAAAGAACAAGGCAAACUUCGCGCCCAGGAGACCCGAGAGAACCGCGAGCAGCCGCCGCCGCAGCCGCCGCAGCAGCCGCCGAACCCCGCAGCCGUAGCCGGUCAGGACAGCGAGUCCGCGACGGCAGCGCAGUCCGGAAACAGCGGCGCCCAGCCCGGUGGAAUCGACGGGCUCGUCCGCUGGAUAGUCACCAAGAUGAGCGACAACAAGAACAUCGCCAGCCGGGAGUACGCGUCCAGCAAGGAGGACGUGGCCGUGGCGCAGGAGCAGUUCUUCGCGCCGGAGCCGCGCAGAGGCAUCUCCGUCAUCCUGGAUAUAUUCAGGAGAGCUGACAAAGACGAUGAUGGUAAGCUGUCUCUGGACGAGUUCCAGGCGUUCUUCUCCGACGGUACGCUGAACGAGGAGGAGCUGGAGAAGCUGUUUCACACCAUCGACUCUGAUAACACCAGUAAUGUUGACACCAAGGAACUCUGUGACUACUUUGCCAAACACAUGGGGGACUACGAGGGAGUUCUGGCCUCGUUGGAAACACUCAAUCUCUCCAUCCUCAAAGCCAUGGACUUCACCAAGAAGGUUUACGAGAGAGGAACCAACGUGGAGCAGUUUGUGACUCGUUUCCUCCUGAAGGAAUCAGCCAAUCAGAUCCAGUCUCUGCUGAGCUCUGUGGAGAGCGCCGUGGACGCGAUCGACGAACAGCACAGCCAAUCAGGUCAUCUACCUGCCAAGGUGAGUCCACGUAUUCCCGAGAGGCGCAAUGAAAACACCGUCCCUGACUAUCCCCCAAACAACAGAGUCAGCCCCAGGGAGGCAGUCAGGACCAUCAACACUGCUUCAGGUGCAGUGGAGGUGAGGAAAGAAGGUCUGGAGGCGCAGAUCAACCGUCUGGCUGAACUCAUCGGUCGACUGGAGAAUAAGAGCGUCUGGUUGGAUCUGCACCAGAGGCUAACAGACACAGAUGGCACCACCAGCGCAUCCUUGUGGCUGAUUCGUCAGGAGAUGGUGGUUUCCCAGAAGAAGCUCGGCGAGUUCUGCGAGGCUCUGAAGCAGUACCUGAAGAACGUCUCCGCUCAGAGAGACUGCUUUCAUGUGACCGCGGUGCGUCUGCCGGACGGUUUAUCCUUCGUCGUCUACGAGUUCUGGGACGGAGAGGAGGAGUGGAAGAGACACCUCCAGUCCGCCCCCAACAAAGCCUUUCAGCAUGUGAAGGUGGACACGCUGUGCCAGCCGGAGACCGUGUCCUCCGUAGCCGUGCCAGCCGCCUGGUGCAGCGUGAACAGGGACUGAGCACGAAGAUUUUCCGCAGCACGCCAAGACUCCUGGACGCUCCUCGCCUCCUCUUUCAACCCGCCCUGCGUCCCCCUCCGACCCUUUGACCCACUCUCACGCCCCCUUUUUCCUUUCUCUCCUCCUCUGUCGACCCCUCACAUUCCUCAACUCUUUUUGUACGUCCAUGUUUACACAGUGCAAAUCAAUGGCGUCGACUGCAGUGAAAAUGAAAACAAUGUGAGAUUACUUAGACGGCGUUUCGUGCGUCUCGCCACGGCCGCCUGCUGGUUUCCGGAGUUUGGGAUUAUUUCAUGUUCAUGUUUCAAGUAGCUUCGAGCCACCGGUGAGGUGGAGUGUGUGAUGUAGCAAGGACCCCGGGUGGAGUUUCUCAUGUAGCGGCUUCUUCUUCAUUUCUUCUUCACUCCUAUUUACCACCGAACGCUUUCCUUCAGCUGCAUGUAGCCGUCAUUUCAUUGUAGCUGCUCCUUUCCACAUUUGCCCCUCGUUUGCAUUGUACUCCCAUAAAUCCUGCCGCUUUAGUUGGUGACCAGACACAUCGGACGUUAUUCUCACACCAGCCGUCGUGAACUCGCGUCGACAUCGAAACAGGCCGAGUCGCCACGACAGCUUAGAAAUCUCAGGAACGAGCCGAGCGUGUGGAUUCAGCUUGACGGUCAAAUGACUGUCAGAGAGCGACUCUGGUCUCCUGACUCGACCCGUCGUGAUCGAUGUGGGGUCGGACCUAAAUGUUGGAAACCACAGAUACGCGAUGGUCCCAUCUUGUGCCAUGUCCACUGACUCACUAACGCGAUAUGACAUAAUCAUGAGCAACCUUUAUUUUAACAUCAUCAUCAACCUGCGUGUCACCAUUGGUAGAUUCUCUGUCGUGGGCAAAUUUGACCUUAUUUUGCAAUGUCAGAGGGGACAGAGACUUUAUGAAAGUAAGACUGACUCUGAUCAGAAUAAGGGAGGAGAUAAGACAUAUCUGACAAAAAAGCAUCAGCUCCAAGGAGAAUUUUUUCAAAAUCAAAUUUUGGGAGGGGGGGGGAGUAACGUUUUCAUACCCGGUAUAUUUUACAAUAUUAGUUGAAAAAUGAAAAGCUUUUCGACAACCUGAGAAGUUCACGACGGCCGCUGUGGGAGUAAUGUCUGUGACGGUACGAUAACGCACACUUAGCAUGUACGACGCUGAACGCAGCAAUUGUCACGAGCGACAAAAGCCCCUCAGAUGCGACACGUGGAGAAACAUUUACCUUCAUUUCUUUAAGUGGCUUUUGUUUCGUUGGACACUUUGGGGUUUCAGAGCUGAAUCUCUUGGGAAGUGACCUCGGGGUCAUUCUAAGGGGGUGAAAUGAAAAAGAAUCCUUGUGCUGUCUGAGGACGUCAACGCGCGUUCGCUGCUACGUUGAGACAGAGAAGAGGAAGUGGAGAGAGACGGGCAGCACCUCGCUGCUCUCCACGCAGCUGCACAUUGAACUAUUUCUGCCCUCUGUUUGUGUGUUGUCUGAAAUUCGGCGAUGGGUAGAUAAUUAGCCGUGCGAGUCUAGUAGAGAUUGUACAUAGUGCAAAUGUCGUUCUAUUAUGAUUAUAUUUGUGUUCAGUAUUAACACAUGUUGUCCUCAGUGCGCGUGGCAGUGGCUUUGCGGACGCUGUUCGUCUUCUCUAAACAGUUUCUUUGAAUCCGAACGCCUGCCAUCAGAAGCAGAUACACCUGAAUGACACUGAAUAUAAAGCCUUAAACAUCACACGCCAGAGGAGGUUUUUCACAAAGCGUUUAAUAAAAGACGACUUGCCUUUUCUUUUCUUUUUUUAUGUAACGUGAACUCCCAGGAAGCAGGGAAAUGUCCACAAGACAGCGUUUAGUUCUUCUGUGCACCAAACUUAUGCAUUUAUGGACACAUCGUGGGAAUAAUUAACCUCGACUUUAAAACACGACUUCUGGCGUCUAUAUUUCCACCGUUGAGCCCAAACGUGCAAACACCAUGAAAGUAUAAAAUCCUCCUUCACCUGCCUCUCAGCCGUCAGAAUCGAGUCACUGGGUGUGUUCUUUGAAAAACCCUAUCUGAGCAUAUUCAUAAUCUUAUGUGGCCAAAAAGGAAAAAUACAAUAUUGAUCAAUGAAGGUCUCAUGCCUAUCGUUCCACAUCCAAGACAAAUACAUGCAAGUAGACUGACACCUCUUCACUAAAUCACACAAAUGUGUCUUCACAUCGACUGUACUUGCAGCCCCGUCUUUUUUCUUCAGUCCAUUACGUACUGGGACGCAUUGUUGCAAACCAGAAUUACUGUAAACAAACCAGUCAAGGUUACGUUUUCUCACAUUUUUCGGUUGGUGGAUUUGUUGGAGAUUGAUCUGUCCUGACUCCCGUCCGCCCCGGUGAUGAACCGACACCGCCACAACAAUCAGACUCUCAUUCAGAAAGCACAAUGUAAAAAAAAGGAGAAAAAAAAGUGAAUAUUGUGACUAGAAGAUGAAGUAUAUUAGAGGUUAUUGAGUAUGAUGAGAGUAUUUAGAUAUAUAUAGUAUUAUUAUAUAUAGUAGUACUGUUUAUCUGGUUUUAAGAUUUAUUGACGAAUCACUUCUUUCUAGCUACGUUCAAAAGGUGCCAUCUUACAGUCCGCCUCACUGUUGGGUCUAUUUUCUCUCUUUCGUUAGUGAACGACAGCCUCAUGACAGAUAAUAAAAAACGCCUGCGCACCGUUUGGCGUCUUUUAGAGCGCUGGGCUGCGUUGAGCGGGGCAGAGAUAGGUGCAAUGCGGAAGUAUUGAAUAAAACUACACGUCCUGUGAGAGACAUUUGUAUGACAAUAAGCUCGUGGAACAUGCAUGCUUUGCUGCUUCAGCUACGAAACUAAUAUCGGAGGUCCUCUGUGGAGUUUACGACCACCAGCAGCGCUACGUGGCAACGUUUUUAUGAGGCCAGUUUGAAUGAAGGUGGACGACGCGUCUCCACUUCCUCCCACUGUACAAGAACGAAGACAAAAUAUCGCAGGUUUCAGGCGCCGGUGACAUCAUUUGGAGCGAAAGUGGAGCGGAGCCGCGGUAUCGAGGACAAGCGACCACAUCAUAUAAAUCAGUAAAACAAAACCUAACACUUGAACAUUAUUUGAAGAAAAAAAUUCUUUGACAUGUACUUUGGCUUUUUAGAUUGCUCCAUAUCACAUCCGCUAACAUGGUCUUAUGACCUUUACUGCAGCCGGCCACCAGGGGGCGAUCGAGACGUUUUGUCUUCAUUUUUGGGGGAGCCGUCAUGUCGUCCAUCGUCGUAUACAGUUUGUACAUCCAUCACGCUAAUUUGCUAAUUUACAGUUUGUGGCAGUAAAGCGGCCAACAAAUGUAGCAACACCCCAACAAAAACGAAAGGACGACCGGCUAGCCAGCUGCUGGUCGUCUUUUCGCUGGCUGCUAGCGAGCGAACAUGGAUGAACAUGGAUGAACAUGGAUGCGUCUGUGGUAAAUAAUUGAACGCUCCAAAUCACAGAUCAUCAAAAUUGUUUGGUUUUGAUCACGGCCACUUUAUUUCUGUCGGAUGAACUCAAUAGUUGACUCGCGUUCAUUGCUGCGUCCACAACCUCAUGUUCUGCUGCCAAAGCUGACGGGCGCAACGAUGACGACGCGUUGCCAACGUGUCAACUCCACAGGGAACCUUUAACCUUUAACCUUUGACCUUUAACGACUGCUCUCAAUCCUGUGCCGCUAAAAAACUGUUGAAUCCGGUUUGUUUCCGAGAAGCAGCUGCUGUAUCCCGAACUGAGACACGAAGCCAUACUGCAUGGACUGACGUUUACAUGUCAGUGACUACUACACUGAUAGCCAUAGUAUUACAGUACUCGCCCAGCCGAACGCAGCCCACGCGCUCUAAUCGAGGGUUUGAUUCCCGUACGUUGCGCCCGUCGUGCUCGUGAGGUAGAUCGUCGGCGAAGGGUCCGAAAAUGCCGAUCGCUGUUUCCAGUUGACACAUUCCUCAGACUGUGCCGCCUGUUCCUUUUCUAUCCUACUACUCCUCGUCAUACAGUGGGGGGGGGGGGGGGGGCUGUGAAACCGGCCUCGAUCGAAUGUUUCCUGGCAACACGGAGAGAUGGAGUGUGCAGACGGGGGUUCUGUAUCUGGGGGGGUGGGGGGGGGGGGUUUGUGUCCAGGAAGCGUUUUGCCUCGAGACGCGUCGUCACACGACACCGAGCCAACGGAGAAUCUGACCCGACAUCAAGGCCGUAACUCUCCCCGUCUGUGGCCGUGUUCCUUUUCUAUCCUUUAACUGAGUGCAUGUCAACUGAAUGUCCAGUAACUUCUUUGCUGUAGUGUUAUUAGGCGAUGCUACUCUUCGAUGGGUUUUGUGCAUUUCUUACCUUCUUUCUUUUUCUAGUAUUCCUAUGAGGGAGACAAGAGACUAAAAAAAAAUCUAUUAUAUGAAAUAUACAGUAUAUGACUAGAAAAAAAAAAUGGCAUACAUGAAUGAACACUUUUAUGGCAAUGUUUAAUGAGAUAUUAAUUCUUGUAUGUAUGUUUCAGUAAACAGCUUUCUCUUCUUAAGUCUGGAGACUUAUUGCAGGGAUGCAAGUAUUAUAUUUGGUCUUUAAAGAAUUAUCUUGUUGAAAUUCUAGAUGAUGUAGAGUGAUGCAAUUCAAUAAAACUGAAAAACAGAAAAGAAAA
This is a messenger RNA of Scophthalmus maximus (turbot), 6014 nucleotides long. RefSeq names its product N-terminal EF-hand calcium binding protein 2 (gene necab2). The record is from RefSeq and is a predicted model, not a curated record. Gene Ontology annotation, molecular function: calcium ion binding. NCBI's taxonomy places the organism in Eukaryota, Metazoa, Chordata, Actinopteri, Pleuronectiformes, Scophthalmidae. The transcript has 13 exons. Gene Ontology annotation, cellular component: cytoplasm. The coding region runs from base 46 to 1383 and encodes 445 amino acids. Gene Ontology annotation, biological process: regulation of amyloid precursor protein biosynthetic process.